Messenger RNA from Rotaria sordida, 933 nucleotides. Lineage: Eukaryota; Metazoa; Rotifera; Eurotatoria; Philodinida; Philodinidae. The record is from the annotation of a GenBank genome assembly.
AUGUCAACUGUCAUACGAAGUCUUUUAAGUUUAGCUUCAGUAGCAACUGUACAUCGUUAUAGUUCAUAUGCAUAUUUUUCAUUAUCAACUCCUUAUUGUUCAGCAAAAAAAUCAAUAUCAGAUGAAGUAGUUAAAGCGCAAACAGCUAAACCAAUAGAAGAUACAAUCUUUGGAAAAAUUGCGCGAAAAGAAAUUAAAGUUGAUCUACUUCAUGAAGAUGAUCAGUGUGUAGCAUUUCAUGAUGUUAAUAAACAAGCACCAACACAUUUUUUAGUUAUUCCAAAAGAACCUAUCCCACAAUUAUCAGCUUGUACAUCAUCAAAUGAAAAAUUACUUGGUCAUUUGUUAAUUGUUGCUGCACAAGUUGCUAAAAAACAAGGUCUAGCUGAUGAUGGUUAUCGUUUAGUUAUUAAUAAUGGACGAAAUGCAUGUCAAAGUGUUUAUCAUCUUCAUAUUCAUGUCCUCGGUGGCAGACAACUCGACUGGCCACCUGUUUCUCUUUCAUUUUUUAGUAUUGAUUUUAUUAGACGUUAUGCUAUUUUAGAUUUUGAAAUGUCAGAUGAACAGAAAACUGAAUGGUCAAAUGUAAAAUCUUUACAUAAUGAUCGUUUUAUUGAAUCAAAAAAAGAAAAACUUGAUAUAAAUAAUUUACAUCCUGAACAACGUAAACGUUUACAAAUGCUCGGUUUAAUAACUUUAAAUACAAAUGGAGAACAACAAGAAGCAACCGAUGAAGAGAUUGAUACUAUUUUACAAAAAACAAUACAAAAUGAAGAUCCAAGUAUUCUAGCUGAUAAAUAUAUGAUGCGACAUGGAUUAUAUGAUUUACUUAAAGCAUUGACAACAAAAAUUGUACUUAAUCGACCAGCUGAUCCAAUUACUUUUAUGAUUAAUGAUCUAGAAAAUCAAGUUAAAGAUAAAGCAAAUAUUUGA